CGUCUGCGGAAACGGUCGAAUGAAGAGGUUAUUGACGGAUUAUCAAAUCAAAAGUAUUGGUCUUAAAAAUACUGAAAACAAAUCAAAUUUUUAUUACAUUUAAACAAUAAACUUUCAGUUUGAUGCCUAGUCAAGAAUUAAUUACGGCAAAUAAAAAUUGUCUGAGAAGUGUGAGAAAAUAUCUCGCCAUGAUAAGCUGCGAAAAAAUGUUUCUCGACAUUUUUUUUUUGAGAAAUAAGUAAAAAAAUGAAAACUAGAUUAAGAAUAAAGGAACGGUUAAUAAAUAUAUAACGAGGCUGUACACCUGGUGACAACGCAAAAAUUUACGGAGUCAAAAUUUUAAUUGAACUGAGUGUCCGAUAAAUAUUUGCACGCGCGUAUUAAAUUCGCUAACAUCCGAAUCCGAAUUAAGUGUGCGCGAGGGUGAGUGUCGGUAGCGUAAAAACGAAUCGCGUUUUUUUCUUGGAUGAUAAAUUCAGGAGAGAUUCAGAGUUCGCGGAAACACACCGCACAACGCGUAGCGGAUGAACGAAUGUCACGAAGAAUGUGAAAUGUGCGUGAGAGAAACGACGUUGCACCGCCGAUGAUACUCGACACGGAGAAGGAAGCCAAUUUGGAUCGAGGCCAAGCCUGAGGGAAUCUCGCCUGCGAAGAUGGAAGAAGAAGAGAGUCUUGGCGAUGGUGCGGGCGACGAUGCUGGCGUUAAGGAACUUCAAGAGCUUCGCGACAAGUACGAGGGAAAACUGACGGCAUCUCUCUAUACAGGAGCGCUCUGCAUUGCUGCCGUCGCUUCGCUGAUCGCUCUAGGUGCUCUGUGUAUCACCGCCUAUCAUGAAUUGUUCCACGUGACCGAUCUUGUAUCAGUGUCAACAUUGACGAUCAUGCUCAUCGCCUCUUUGACACUUUUGGUGAUCACACAAUUGCCCUCGACUAUGACUUCAAAACGAUCCAGGAUAUUGAUAGGUUUAAUGUCCUCCGUGAUAUUCGGUCUAGGAAUUCUAAUAUUAAGAAGCGUCCUGCCCUUGUUCGCCUGCAUCCUGUCGAUAAUCGCAAUUCUGCCUAAGAUGAGAUGGCAAAUACCUCUCAUCACCGGAUGCACUCUGGUAGUCGCACACGUUGCAAGAAGACUUAUCUUCGACGAUUAUUAUCUUUCGGAUUAUUACAACAUAAUUCAGGAAAAAAAAGUUUUUUUUUCACAGAUUAUCGUGGAAAUCGUGUUCUUCCUGGCUGCCAUUCUCGCAGGCAUGUACUACAGAAUCCUGACCGCUACAGCACAUCGAAAAACGUUCUCCGGUACGAAGACGGUGAUUGAAUCGCGAAUCAAGCUGGAAUGCGAGAGGGAACAACAGGAGCAAUUAUUGUUAAGCGUUAUUCCCGCCUAUAUUGCUGCAGAGGUAAAAAGGAGUAUAAUGUUGAAAAUGGCGGAUGCUUGUCAAGAGGCUAAUAAGCAUAAGCAAACCACCUUUCAAGAGAUGUAUGUGCAGCGACAUAAUAAUGUCAGCAUUCUCUACGCCGACAUUGUCAACUUUACACCGCUCUCGGAACAGCUCUCGGCUUCCGAUCUCGUAAAGACACUCAACGAGCUCUUCGGCAGAUUCGAUCAAAUAGCACAGGACAAUCAGUGCAUGAGAAUCAAGAUUUUGGGUGACUGUUAUUAUUGCGUUUCUGGGCUUCCCGUUUCACGCCCGAAUCAUGCUUACAACUGCGUGAAUAUGGGACUGCAAAUGAUCGAUGCUAUCAGGUUUGUCCGCGAGGCCACCGGCUUCAACGUCGACAUGAGGAUAGGAAUUCACACGGGAAACGUGCUGUGCGGAGUGCUCGGUCUGCGGAAAUGGCAAUUCGACGUGUGGAGCGACGACGUGACUCUGGCCAAUCAUAUGGAGAGCGGCGGACUGCCGGGGAGAGUUCACAUCACAAAAGCUACUCUAUUGCAACUGGGCGAUCGAUUCGAAGUUGAGCCGGGUGAUGGAGGAUCCCGGGACAAUUAUCUUGCUCAGCACAAAGUAAAGACUUUUCUUAUCGUGCCAACUAAGAAAAACAGAGAGGAAAGUGAAAUGGAAAACGGUGGAAAUCGUAUACACGGACCUGGACCAGUACCCUCCAGAUCAAGGCCUAGUAGCAAAAUGACAAAAUACGUGGAAUGUUGGGGCGCAGACAAACCUUUCGCAAAUAUAGCCGAAGCAACGUUAGCAAAAAAUAUUGGCCUAACAAGUAUUGCGAUGAUCGAAUCCAAUCUAUUAGCAAACAAUACCAACUGCUUUGAUGCACAACAAUGGUGCGGCGGAAAUGAAGGGAUUUCGCCUUUUACUUAUUCGUUCAAGGAUAAGAAUCAGAAACAGUUAUACCGAGAGCAAAGGGAUGAACAAUAUCCUUGGUACGUCGUGGCCUCCAACGUAGUUUACACGAUGAUGUUCUGCAUCCAGAUUAUUUACCUGCCAAGAAGCAUUGCAGUUUACGGUUGUUUUGCGGCUGGUUUAACAUCCUUGAUUAUAUUCGCUGUAAUUUCGUGGUUUAGUGGAAGAGACGACGCAGAGAACACUGACGAAACAACGAAUUACAUCGCGCUUAGCCGUGGUAUCAGAAUCACGGUAUACUUGAUAACGGCUCUACUGGCCAUCGCGUCAUCAGUCAUUAGUCUGAUCGAAGUUGAUCAGACUGUUGGAUACAUUGUACCACUGUACGUAUAUUCUCCGGUGAUCGCGCUAGUAGUUGGAUGGACACACUUAAGAGUCGGUUUUCUGCUGAAGUUAAGCGUAAUGCUACUAUCCAUUGCUGUAAUACUCGUGGUCUUCUCUCAAGCACCAGUCAUUCAACAAUAUUACAAAAGUACCGACGUCAAGUUUUACGGCGUCCAUUAUUUAAUGCAAGUGGGUUAUCUACUGGCGCUUGUCAGUUUGAUACUCCACAUUCUUGAUCGACAAGUGGAAUAUACAUCUAGGACGGAUAUUCUGUGGAAGAGCAAGCUGAGAGUAGAGCAGGACGAAGUGGAGACGAUGCGAGGAAUCAAUAAAAUUCUCCUGGAAAAUAUACUACCGGCGCACGUAGCUGAUCACUUUUUAGCCACGAGAGCUACGCAGGAGCUUUAUCACGAGAGGUACAGUAGCAUCGCUGUGAUGUUUGCGUCGAUUCCGAAUUACAAGGAAUUUUACGACGAAACCGACAUAAACAAGCAAGGUCUUGAGUGUCUGCGUCUACUCAACGAGAUCAUUUGUGACUUCGACAAGCUCUUACUCAAGCCGAAGUUCUCGGGAAUCGAGAAAAUCAAGACGAUAGGUAGUACUUAUAUGUUGGCAUCCGGCUUAAGCCCGGGCAAAGAGGACGGUGAUGGCAAGGAUGCAUUGAAGCAGCAAGAUCAUAACGUAAUCGUACUCGUUGAGUUUGCCAUUGCGCUUAUGACGAUCUUGGAUCAAAUCAACAGGGACUCUUUCCAGAGAUUUAAAUUGAGAAUAGGCUUGAAUCAUGGCCCGGUGAUAGCGGGCGUCGUAGGCGCUCAAAAGCCGCAGUACGAUAUUUGGGGAAAUACGGUAAACGUUGCGUCGAGAAUGGAUAGUUGCGGUGAGAUGGGCAAGUUGCAAGUCACCGAGGACACUGCCAAGAUUCUCAUGGACGCCGGAUACGAGCUCGUUUGCCGAGGGCCGACGUACGUGAAGGGCAAGGGAACUCUCACCACGUACUUCGUGAAGACACCCUUCGACUACAAAGAGGACAACUAUUAACAAUACAAAAUCGGGAAUAAUCAAACUUCACUUUCGUGAGUGAAAAAAAUAUUUUCCAUGGCACUAUUGAGUCUCUGAAAUAAGUAGUACAAACAACGUUGAGCACGAAAAGUUUGCAAAAAAAGAAAAAAAAAAAAACAAGGAUCUUAACUUGUCUGAGCGGAUUAAGAAAAG
Molecule: messenger RNA, 3890 nt
Organism: Linepithema humile (Argentine ant)
Lineage: Eukaryota; Metazoa; Arthropoda; Insecta; Hymenoptera; Formicidae
Gene: Adcy2
Product: adenylate cyclase type 2 Ac76E
Biological process (GO): adenylate cyclase-inhibiting G protein-coupled receptor signaling pathway; intracellular signal transduction; adenylate cyclase-activating G protein-coupled receptor signaling pathway
Cellular component (GO): plasma membrane
Molecular function (GO): adenylate cyclase activity
Source: RefSeq, a predicted model, not a curated record